CUCAAGCGACACCACCGAUGAUGCACCAGUCCACUUUACUCAAGGGGCUCCCCUGGUUGGCGGUUGCAGCCCUGGCCGUGGAUUAUCCCACUCUGCCUAAUGACCUGACCACCCCGUACCAGCAGCGUCUGGCGAUCAUGGGGCCUACAUCGGUCUCAAUUGGGUGGAACACCUAUGAGAAGCUGAACUCAAGCUGUGUCGAAUACGGCACCUCCAGCAAUGACUUGAGCCAGCAGGUCUGCUCGACCAAGUCGACAACCUAUGCCACCUCGCGCACGUAUUCCAACGCCGUGACUUUGACAGGCCUCACGCCGGCUACCACGUACUACUACCAGAUUGUGUCGGGCAAUUCGACGACCCCCUUCAGUUUCGACGUGGUGAUCGACCUGGGGGUGUACGGGGCUGACGGCUACACCAUCUCCAGCGACUCCUCCACGAGCAAGCGCGAGACGCCGUACGUUGAGCCCGACCUCAACCACACCACCAUCGGACGAAUGGCCGCCACCUUCGACGACUACGAGCUCGUCAUUCACCCGGGUGACUUCGCCUACGCAGACGACUGGUAUCUGAAGCUGAAGAACCUGCUGGACGGCAAGGACGCCUAUCAAGCCAUCCUGGAGCAGUUCUACGACCAGCUCGCUCCCAUCGCCGCCGGCAAGCCCUACAUGGUCAGUCCGGGCAACCACGAAGCCGACUGCGACGAGCUGUCGCUGCUCAUCGAUCUCUGCCCGGAGGGGCAACGCAACUUCACCGACUUCAUGCACCGGUUUGACGAGACGAUGCCGUCGGCCUUCGCCUCGUCCUCCACCAACACGACUGCGCAAAGCCUGGCCGCGACCGCGCGCACGCUUUCCAACCCCCCGUUCUGGUACUCCUUCGAGUACGGCAUGGUGCACUUCACCAUGAUCGACACCGAGACUGACUUCACCGACGCCCCAGACGGCCCGGACGGCUCCGCCGGGCUGGACGGCGGGCCUUUCGGCCAGUCCCAGCAGCAGCUGGAGUUCCUGGAAGCGGACCUGGCCAGUGUCGACCGCAGCGUGACCCCGUGGGUGAUCGUGGCGGGGCACCGACCGUGGUAUUCGACGGGCAGCUCGAGCAACAUCUGCGACGCGUGCCAGGAGGCCUUCGAGGAUCUCCUGUACAAGUACGGGGUGGACCUGGGGGUGUUCGGCCACGUGCACAACUCGCAGCGCUUCCAGCCCGUCUACAACGGCACCGCCGAUGCCAACGGGCUGAAUGACCCGGCGGCGCCCAUGUACAUUGUCGCCGGGGGAGCGGGCAAUAUCGAGGGCUUGAGCUCGGUCGGAUCCGAGCCCGCGUACACGGCGUUUGUCUACGCCGAUGACUACAGUUACAGUACCGUGCGGGUGCUGAACGAGACGCAUCUGCAGGUGGACUUCAUUCGAUCCGAGACGGGUGCGGUUCUGGACUCCAGUGUGCUGUACAAGAGUCAUAGGGAGCAGUUCGUGGUGCAGUAG
Aspergillus uvarum CBS 121591 is the source of this 1481-nucleotide messenger RNA. Its product is annotated as purple acid phosphatase family protein. The record is from RefSeq and is a predicted model, not a curated record. The transcript has 3 exons. Lineage: Eukaryota; Fungi; Ascomycota; Eurotiomycetes; Eurotiales; Aspergillaceae. Gene Ontology annotation, molecular function: metal ion binding; acid phosphatase activity. Bases 18 to 1481 code for a protein of 487 amino acids.